UCGUUAGAACUCUUUUUGCCCAAAUCCCAUCGCCCCCCCCCCCCCAACUCUCUCUGGAACCCCCGCGAUUUUUCUCCCUCCUCCUCUCUCUCUCUCCUCUCCAGGCGUCCGAAUUAGGGUUCUCAAUUGAAGUUUUUCGAUCUGAAUUCCUCGAAUUUCAGCUGCUUUGUUGGUUCUGCGACGGCGUGUUGAUUUUCAGGCAAGUGCAUGUGCUUUAAGUGCUGGAUAAAGCAAAUUGGAGGAAUGUCCGACUUGUGUAUGUAUGAGCUUGACGAUAAUGUUUGGGAUGAAUUUGAUCAGACUGGUGAUCAUAUAGUACCUCACCCUGGUAACGACCACAAGAAUGAACCUUCAUUUCUGGGUGAUGGCUGUAAGAAAGCUCGACGUGAAGUGAUUGGCGAUUCAAUUAAUGCUGGUGACUGGUGUACUGCAAAGUACAUUACUCAGGGCAAGGGGGAAGGAGUGUGUAAACCCCUGAAGAACAUGUUGGGAAAGGAUUCAUGGUCUCUUACCCCUGAAGGAGUGUUUUCAGCUCCAUGUGAUAGCAACUUGAACAAAGAAGCAGCAGGCUUAGAUGAUACAAUUGGUACUGAUUUUUGUCCUGUCGAUACUAUCAUUGGUGAGAGGGGUGCUGCGGAUGAUAGUAACUCCUAUCCUCAGUAUCCUCUUGGUGACAUUUCUCAAAGUGACAAUGAUCUCAGUUUUUUUGACAAUGAAUGGCCCGAUAUUGGAAACUUUGAGGAUGUUGACAGGAUGUUUAGAAGUUGUGAUUCGACAUUUGGGCUUGGGAGCGUUGGCAAUGAAGAUGACUUGAGUUGGUUUUCAUCAGGACAAACUGUUGAAGGAUCAGAGGAUAUGUUAAAGUCAGAGGCCGAGUUUUCUUGUCUCGAAUCAAUUCCAUUUAAAAACUUACCAGAACAACAUGGACCAUCUAAACUGAACAAUGCAAGUUCUUCAGUCAACAGUUCCAACAUGGACAGUGCAUCUAUCAGCUGCAAAUCUAGUUUCCGGGCAUCGAAAGGUGGUGAGCCUGAUGCUCUUGGUCACUUCACCGUCAUGAAUGGAUCUAGUGCAGUUUCUGAAAGCAAGUAUGGGUUUGCACCUAAAGAGCAGAUCAAUUUUCAGAAGAAGCAGGCAAAGCACCGUAAGCAAUCUGAAGGAAAGAGAAAGGACCGAUGGUUAGAAAAUGGUGUUUCGUCACAGCAUACUGGAAAUCUACAGUUUAAUGGCACGAAGCUUCCUUCUGAUAACUUGCCUCAUCAAGUUUACACGUCUCCAGACAUUCAGAAACAAAAGAAAAACAUACGGCCUGAUUACUUUGGUUACUUGCAGACCCAUAUUCCUUACGUGCAUUUGGAUUACAUGCAUCCUACAAAACAAAAACCAGUCAGUUCAAUGAGUAAUGGUCUCACCUCUCCUUCUCCAAAGGGAUCAUCUUAUGCAUCCAAUCGAGUACAAUCUAUGGGGAGCGCUCAUGAUCGUUCAUUUGAGUCUCCUUCCAUGACAGCAGAUGUCAAGAAGGAGAAACUGCAAUGCAGACAAGGAUUUCAUUCCUCAUUUAGAAGCAAGACAAAGGAUGUGGAUAUGACGGUUCAGACUGCAUCAUGUGAUCCAAUUUCAGUCCCAAAGCAAGUCCAUCAUUUGCAUAAUGCUCGUGAAAAUCACAAUGAAGUUGAAAGAAGUCCAGCAGAUUUAGAUUCUUGCAAUGUACAGGAAAGCUCUUGCAGGAGCUCUGGUUUGGAUGAUAUCUCACUGGAAGCAUCUUGUUUUCGUCAGCUUCAACAAGUUGUAGAACAGCUGGAUACAAGAACAAAAUUGCAAAUAAGGGACAGUCUGUACCGCUUGGCUAGGAGCGCCGAACAAAGAAAUCGCAAUGCAAGUUUAAAAGGUGGCAGCAUAGAUGAUAGAGAUGCCAGUGGAGCAUUUAUGGCUGAAGAAACAAAUAAGUACAGUAGAUUUAUGGACAUGGAAACUGAUACAAAUCCUAUCGAUCGGUCUAUAGCGCACUUGCUGUUUCACCGGCCCUCAGUCUCAUCAAUGGUGCCACCUCAUGAUGGUUCAUCUUUGAAUUCACAGACAGUGAACCAUGGGUCUAUCGCCCUUCCGCUUGUGAUGUCGGAGAAACUAGUUUGUCAAGAAGAAACUCCGAGUGAAGCAGAUAAAAAAGAAGCCGAUCCCCGAAGAUGACCAAUGAAAUUGUUAGCUUCGGCACGAUUGAGAUUUAAUAUGUUCACUAUGGUUACUAUGCUAUCAUCAUCAUGUAUAAACAUACAUUCGAGAGGCUCCCAUAGGAACGUCAGGUAUGAUACCAUGUUUAAUAUGUCAAUCUGUAAUUAGUUUUAGUUUGUAUCAAUAGGUAUCCUUGCAAUAGUCUCCAUGAUAAGCAAUUAAUGUGCUUAUCUUCCAAACAUCACUUUGAGAUUGUGAUGCAUAUAAUUUUGCGCUUGUUAAUUAUGCUAACCAUUUGGAACCAUGAGUUAUACAGUGAUUCAAGUCGCUUGAUGUAA
Messenger RNA from Rhododendron vialii, 2507 nucleotides. RefSeq names its product protein LNK1-like. Gene Ontology annotation, biological process: circadian rhythm; regulation of DNA-templated transcription. The transcript is spliced from 8 exons. Bases 208 to 2187 code for a protein of 659 amino acids. NCBI's taxonomy places the organism in Eukaryota, Viridiplantae, Streptophyta, Magnoliopsida, Ericales, Ericaceae. The record is from RefSeq and is a predicted model, not a curated record.